Messenger RNA from Paramecium pentaurelia, 2325 nucleotides. NCBI's taxonomy places the organism in Eukaryota, Ciliophora, Oligohymenophorea, Peniculida, Parameciidae. The record is from the annotation of a GenBank genome assembly.
AUGGAUAAUUAAGAAUAGGUUUUAAUAGUUAACGCUACUUAAUUAUAAUCUGUUCAAUCCUAAUUCGAAUCUAUUAAUGAAAAACUUGCUUAGCUCAUUCCAAAAGUAACAAAUCAUUAUAAACUAGAAAAAAUAUAAACAAAUCUAUUAAUUAUUGUCAAAAUUCUUUGAUCGUUAUGAUCAUUCUAAUUAAAUUCAUUUGAAUGACAAAAUUUACUUUUAAAAUAUUCUGCUUAAAGCUUUAAAUAAGAUAUUUUAUAAAUGUAUAUUAAAGGAUAUGUCACGUAAAAAUAUUAUCGACAUUAAAAUAUGGAAAUAGAAAAUAGUUAAAUAUUUAGAAAUCUAUCCUGUUCUUAUAUCUAAAUUAACUUCAAAUUUUGAUAUGGUCUAAAUUGAAACUAAACAUAGUUUAAGAGACUAAAUUAGAAACUCUAUGUUGAAGGAUAAAUUAUAAUAGCAAAUUCAUAUCACUAAUAAUAAUAAUACAAAACUUAAAUUGAAUUAAAUAGUGACUAAUUUUUGUUUAGAAUAAGAAUAUGAUAGCUAUUUAUAAAAUAUUAUGGUUUCUUUUAGACUUUUAAGUUAUUAGGAUUUUAAACCAUAAGAAAAAGGCAAAUAUGCAAAAUUGUCUUUUGAUAUCAGUAAAAUUUUACUUUAAGGAAAAGGAAAAAGAGCUUCAAAAUUAUCUCAAUACAUUUUAUGUGCUACUAAUUUAUUAAUUAAAAGUUUUGAGAAUAAUAAUGAUAUGGUUCAUGAAAUUUUAGAAGAAGUUAAUUGCUCAAUAACUAUUAAUUAUUUAAUAUAUUUAGUAUAAUAAUAAGAUGCAAAUAAUGAUUUUAAGAGAAAACUUAAAUGUAAAUGGAAAUUUAUGAAAUUAUUAAAGCCAUUAACUUGGUUUUGGAUGCAAUCUAUAUAUUAUUAUUAAUCAAUUUUUAAAUUUGAAAAAUGUUAGGCUAUAAUGACAUUAUUGAAAUGGUUAAGCUUUUAUUAUCUUCUCUAAAAUGAUGAAUUAGCUAAUUAUAUUUAAAAUGUAUCCUCAUUAACAUAUUCUAAAUACAAAGAAUUUAUUAUAUUUAAUUAAGUAAUAGAAUCUGUUUGUUUAGAUGAUGAUGUAGGAAUGCCAAGAUUAAAAAGAUUAAUGAGAGAAAUUUAAGAAUAAAAUUAAGAAAAAUAGUAAUAUAAACAAUCAGUUAAUUAUUAUUAUAAUGUUAAUGAUAAGAAUACUUCUUUUUAACCAGAAUUUUAUUACUGUACUCCUUAAAUCAAAGUUUAAAAUUAAUAAAAAAAAAACACAGAUGCACCAUUUAUUGAUGUUCCUAUUGAAAAUCUAAGUUCAAUGGACACUCGUUAAUCCAGUAAAACUUUAAAAUGUCCAAAAAGAUUGAAUACAUCAUUUAAUUAAAAUGUGUAAAAAUCAUUUCGUGGUUCAAUAUCAUAAUUCUCAACAAGUUUUUCUGAGAAAAAGAAUUAGUCUUUAUGUGGAAAUAAUUAAUAAGGUCAAUAAAUUUAGUAAAAUACAGUUCCUAUGCUUGAUAAAAUGAUUAAAAAAUUAAUUGAAGAAAAAAUAGUUCUUGAUAAUAUAGAGUAAUUUAUUAUUAUAUUAUAAACAUUAGAGAUAAGAAAUUUCAGUCACAAUAAUUAUUAAGCAAAGAGAAACUGUAAUAAAAAGAAAAUGAUUUCUAUAAAAAGUUAUUAAAAUACAAGACAUAAUUUUCAAAAUUUGUAUCACCUGUCAAAAUGAAAUCAAAUUAAGAAGUGAUUACAAAAUAAGAUCUAUAAAUGAGAAUAAUUGAUAGAUAAACAUUAGUUGAUUCUAAGAAUUCUUAAACUCUUACAUUUUAAACAAAAUAAAAUGAUUAGGAUACAUCCUUAUUAUCCUUUGAAAAACCAGGAGUUUAAUUAGGUCCACUUUAAAAAUUGAAGAAAAUCAUAUUUAAACAUCCUGAAGUAUUUUCUCUUCAAAAAUUAAGGAAUAAACUUAAAUCAUCAAAAAAAUGGUACAAUAAAGCAAAUUAAACUAGAAUAUCAAAUACAAGUAUAUAUUUAUAUAAUAUAUAUAUAGGAAGAUCAGUAAUGUCAUAAAAAUCAAAGGAUUAACAAACUACAGAUCUUACUUAAUUAAGAGAUAGAUCUUAGACAUAAUUAAGGAAAAAGUUGAGUGAGACUUAAUUUCAAUUAGAAGCAUUAGAUAAGGAAAUGAGGAGUUAUAGUGUUAAAAUAAAGUAUUCUAGAUAAAAUAUGGAUUAACCUUUGUAAUUAGACAAUAAAUAUCAAAUUUUAAGUAGAUCUACAAUCAAAUAAGAGAUGAGUAAAAAAUAAAUUUGA